ACUGCGCAGACGCUACGCGCAUCUGUUGACGUUCACACAUUUUAUUUGUGGAUUGUGGUGAUUGUGGACAACAACUCAACAACCCGAUCGCCAUAUUUAUCGCCUCCGCGAACUCGUUUUCCACUGCUAUCUGCGCUCGGGGUGCACUGUGUCUCGCCGAUAAUAAACACCCGCGUCAUGCCAAUGGCCAUCGGCGUGUUUUGACGACGUGGACGGCGAGAGAUCUUGCGUUUAAACCGAUCCCUUGACUGGGUGCGUGCUGCAAAGCAACGAACAUGAAUCGUAGCGGUGACGGGCUGGUGCAGCGGCGCAACAUUCUCCGCGAAGGCCGUGAUGACGGCACCCCUCGCGACCUCAAUUCACCCGAAGAGAAAAAGGCCGACCGAGGCGAAGGCGCCGACGAUGGCGACUCCAAAGAGACGCGGCUCACACUAAUGGAAGAAGUGCUUUUACUGGGUCUCAAAGAUAAGGAAGGCUACACAUCGUUUUGGAAUGAUUGCAUUUCAAGUGGACUCAGAGGUUGUAUCCUGAUUGAAUUGGGCUUGAAAGGUAAAGUUGAGCUGGAAAAAGCGGGUAUGCGACGUAAAUGCCUACAGAGUCGAAAACUCGUUUUGAAAAACGAUUCUGCCACCGGAGAUGUCCUGCUGGAUGAGACUUUAAAACAUUUAAAGGAAACACAACCGCCAGAAGGGGUACAGUGUUGGAUUGAGUAUUUGAGUGGCGAAACGUGGAACCCGCUUAAGCUGCGUUAUCAACUGAAAAACGUCCGGGAGCGUCUAGCGAAGAAUCUAGUUGAGAAGGGCGUGCUUACAACGGAGAAACAAAACUUUCUCCUGUUUGACAUGACGACACAUCCGCUGACAGAUAAUAUUGCCAAGAGUAGACUAGUUAAAAAGAUACAAGACGCUGUUCUAAGUCGAUGGGUGAACGAUCCACAACGAAUGGACCAACGCACGCUAGCGCUCAUCUUCCUCGCGCACGCCAGCGAUGUCCUGGAGAAUGCAUUCGCGCCGCUCAACGACGACGACUACGAGCUGGCGAUGAAGCGCGUCCGUGAGCUGCUGGACCUCGACUUUGAGCAGGAGGCUACCAAGCCCAACACCAACGAGGUGCUGUGGGCCGUUUUCGGCACAUUCACCAAGUAAAUACGCUGCGCACGCUCGCCAAGGUGGACGAUUUCAGUAUUUACGACGCGACGUGCAGUCGCGCACAGUGCAAACAAUUCACGACCAUUCAAAAAAAAACAGGAAAAACACGAAAACAUUUAUAUGAUAAACGUUGAGCGAGCGCAAACGGAAACAUCACUCGUGUGAAAUAUUUACCCGAUGAUAGAGGAUAGCAGAAGACGCAAAGAAUCUUAGCGAAUAAGGAUAAAUAAAUAAAUAAAUAUUGAAGACAUGUAUGUGAUACAUGCAAGUAUAAUGUAACGCACUCUCGCCGAGCGCGGUAUUAACGGAUAAACGCCAGUGUCGUAAGAUAAAUAAUCUUAACUAUUGUUAAUGCAUAUAAAUUUGUACAUAACUUGUUUUUAUACACGAAUUAUCGAGAUUAAUCGGGAACGGUGGCGAUGCGCAAAGCUUCAAAUUUCUUCUCGGCAUUCGAGAUGUUUUUUUUUUUCUAUUACGAUUGCGUUCCGUAGUGCUAUACUUGUAAAAAUUGUUAUUCAUCGUUUAGUUAGGCCACGUUUCAAAGUAUUUACGUUUAGAGAGUGGAACAAUGAAGUGAUAAUAUGCGUGAAAUUAAUUUUAAUCAAUUACUGGGUAAAAAUAUAUUGCAUCGUUCGCAUUACACACAAAAAUGGAAAACAAUGUACAUUCACUUGGAAUUUCACCGUCUCGGUCAAAAAGGUAUGUUCUAAGGAAUACAACGCGCAUACAUUUUUUGGUCUUGUACAUAACUUACUAAAAAUAAAUAUGAAUAUCAUCAAA
Dalotia coriaria is the source of this 1928-nucleotide messenger RNA. Its product is annotated as Golgi phosphoprotein 3 homolog sauron-like. Gene Ontology annotation, cellular component: cytosol; Golgi cisterna; trans-Golgi network. The record is from RefSeq and is a predicted model, not a curated record. NCBI's taxonomy places the organism in Eukaryota, Metazoa, Arthropoda, Insecta, Coleoptera, Staphylinidae. The coding region runs from base 276 to 1145 and encodes 289 amino acids. Gene Ontology annotation, biological process: Golgi to plasma membrane protein transport; Golgi organization; Golgi vesicle budding. Gene Ontology annotation, molecular function: phosphatidylinositol-4-phosphate binding. The transcript has 3 exons.